This is a messenger RNA of Aureobasidium subglaciale EXF-2481, 2490 nucleotides long. RefSeq lists its product as uncharacterized. The transcript is spliced from 2 exons. Lineage: Eukaryota; Fungi; Ascomycota; Dothideomycetes; Dothideales; Saccotheciaceae. Gene Ontology annotation, biological process: tRNA 5'-leader removal. Gene Ontology annotation, cellular component: nucleolar ribonuclease P complex; ribonuclease MRP complex. Bases 1 to 2490 code for a protein of 829 amino acids. The record is from RefSeq and is a predicted model, not a curated record.
AUGGGCACAAAAGCAGAGGUAGGAGGGCAGAAUGCAGGACAAAAGCGCAAUGGCAACUCGACGGAUGCUGGAGGCUGGCGCAAUAAACGACAAAAGACACAACGCGACGCUCGUACUUUGGCCGUACAGACGAGCUCGAAAGCUUUCAAGAAUGGUGAAGUCGAUGUCGGAUCGUUCGUCAAGGCUCGCGAAUAUGAGAUUCGAGCUCUCGAGGAAGGCAUGGCUCGAGCCAGGAAGGGCUUGACACAGCGUGCCUUUCAACAAGUACCCAAGGACUUGAGGCGCAGGACGGCCAGUCACAAUGCUAAGAGGGUGCCCAAAAGACUGCGCCGUCAAGCUGUGCGAGAGAUGGCCGAAGAUAAUACCCCAACCGUCACAUCUCGUCGUCGGAAACCCAGUGGUCACAUGCGCCUUCGUAUGAAUACAGUCAAUCGUCUGCGAACCCUUGGCCGUAAGAACAAACAGUCUCCUGUUCAUGGCAGGUCCCUUACACCCAAGAAGAACAAGAUCGCACUACCUCCUGUGCCAAAGGCAAAGUAUCGAAAACGUCAGAUACACAAAACAUGGUUACCCACACACAUGUUCCACGCAAAACGAGCCCACAUGACACCACCUUCUCAACCCCUCUGGCGUUUCGCCUUGCCUUUGACAUCAACUGUCAAAAGUUAUCGCCCAACUCAUCGUGCGAGUAAAGAUCGUGGAGCUGUUGCUUGGGAUUCAAGUUACAUGUCUUGCAUUUCUGUACAUGGCAACCUACAGAGUAUAGAGUCUCUUCUUCAUGCCCUGAGUGUUGGUUCAUCCGACACCGCAUGGUCUUCAAGAGGUCAAAAGUGGAGACAAGGUUGUCGUAUUUGGCAAGGUUGGCUCUAUGAGCGUGACAUGUACCCAACCCAUCCAAUUGCUCCUGCUACCAUUAUUUGGCGAGCAGAAUCUAAUACUGACGUCAAACAAUCUCGUCAGAUUAUGAUUCGUGUACACCCAUCCGCUUUCGAUCAACUCUGGAAUCAGCUCAUUCUGCUAGCAAAGAUUGCCAAACCUCAAUUGACCAUUGAGGAUUUGCGAUUUGAGAUUGGAAGUCUUGAGAUGGUCGGUCCUGCUUCGGCAGAAGCAUUAACGAGUGCCCUUUGGCCUGUGAAGUCCAGUCAUGGAGAUAUCGGACCUGUCGAAAAGAACUGGCCAAUGUUAGCACCAAUUCAGAGUCCGUCCACUUUGCCUCACAACGCAAUGAUCACCUUCGACAUCUCGGACCCUCGGCUACAUCACCCACCUCAAUCUACCCCUGUCUCUCACGCAACUCAUAGCUCUCAACAACAACUUCUUGAUCUGUUAACAGAAUGGCCAUUCGAUACCACAAAUUCAACAGCAGGAAUCUUCGACCGCAAAAGAAGACAAGCAUCAUGCCGUGCUUUGUCAAGUCAAAAGAAUGUAAAUCGUCGCAAAUCUGCUGCCACACCAGGAACCUAUCCGGAGCCACUACCUCAGGAUCCUCGCAUUCCAAUCAUGGCAUAUCCAUCACCUAUUCAGUUCAGUCCCAAGCAAGGCACCCGAGACCGCGCAUCGUGUUCAUGGGUUGUACUGUUACCAUGGAAAACUGUACCGACUGUUUGGCAGAGCCUAAUGUAUUAUCCUGUCUCAACUGGCGGACAGGUAAGGAUGGGUGGUUUGGACGAGCAACGUCAGGUCACCUUUGAGACCGGAGUGCCUUGGUUCCCUGGCGACUUUCCAGGCACGAAAGCAGGUGACGAUUGGGAAGCUAUGGAGAGUGCCAAAAGAAAGGCACAGUGGGAAGCGAAGCCCAAGGGCAAGAGAAUCGAAUGGGACAGCGUCAAAUUGGGUACUGGCAGGAAUGGAGAGAUUGGCAAUGGCUGGGCCUGCGACUGGGCUUAUCUCUCGGAUGGCAUUGAGAAUAUGGACGAUGACAGCACCACCGCAAGGAUCCAUCACAUUGCUCCAACUCUUGCCCAGAGUCUAAUUGGUGGUCAGACUGCUUCCUUCAAGCACCUUUCUCACGCCAUCUCAACCGUCCGUAUCACACUACUUGGUCGCGGAACACCUGAACCUUGCGCAAGAGUCUAUCGAUUGCCGAGCGAACAUGGUCCAGACAAGGUGUCAUUGAGAGAUCAAUGGCUCGCCCUGGAUCCGAUUCGAGCAAACUCUCGUACGCAAAAGAACAAACGUCAGCGAAGUCUGCCAUCAUCGGUUCUGAGGUCUGAUUCAUCGGCUACUAUGCAGCAGCGACUAGCUGCAGACUUGGCACAGCCUCCUGACUCAGACGAUCGCGACAAUUGUCCAACGAUCCCCGAGAGACAAGACCUUAUUGGUUUCGUCACAAAAGGCGAGUUCAGCUUGACAGAAGGUAGAGGUGUUGCCAUUGGCAGUGUCCUUGUCCAAAAGUUGAUCAGGGACGCCGGUGAUCAAGGAUCAUGCGUGUGCAUUGUCAGAAAUGCUGGAGAAACGAUUGGCAGAUUGGGAAGGUUGCAAUUCGUAUAG